AUGAGUCGCACGUUCAAUAAUAAGAAGAAAAUGGAAGGAAGGCAGAGAAAGCUUGAGGCAGAAAUGGAGAGGAGAAGAAAAGAGGAGGAGCUGAAGGAGAAGGAGCUAGAGGAAUACUGGUCGAUUGGAGCAAAAAAACCAGGGAGAAGAGAGAAAGAGGAGGAAAAGAGGGCUGAAAGGGAGGAAAGGAAGAGAGAGCUUAAAGAGCUGUAUGAAAAGGAAAUGAGCAGCCUGUGA
This is a messenger RNA of Encephalitozoon cuniculi GB-M1, 237 nucleotides long. RefSeq lists its product as uncharacterized. The transcript has a single exon. The record is from RefSeq and is marked provisional. Bases 1 to 237 code for a protein of 78 amino acids. NCBI's taxonomy places the organism in Eukaryota, Fungi, Microsporidia, Unikaryonidae.